This is a messenger RNA of Oldenlandia corymbosa var. corymbosa, 522 nucleotides long. NCBI's taxonomy places the organism in Eukaryota, Viridiplantae, Streptophyta, Magnoliopsida, Gentianales, Rubiaceae. The record is from the annotation of a GenBank genome assembly.
AUGGCAUCCAAUGUUGAUGCAUUUGUUGUAGUGGAAAGAGUUAUCAAUGAUGUAGUAGAUAUGUUUAUACCAAGCGUUAACAUGGCGGUUUAUUUUGAGGAUAAACAAGUUAUAAAUGCGAGUGAUAUUAAGCCAUCUUUGGCGGUUAUAACUCCUCGGGUCAACAUAAGCGGAGAUCCAAAUCUAUCAUAUACCCUGGUGAUGACUGAUCCUGAUGCGCCGAGUCCCAGUGAGCCUAACCUCAGAGAAUGGGCACAUUGGAUUGUAACGGAUAUCCCUGGCUGCGGUACUGUUUCUGAAGGGAAAGAAAUUUUGGCAUAUUCGCCGCCUCGUCCGAAGGUUGGAAUUCAUCGCUACAUAAUGGUUCUUUUCGAGCAAAAAGAACCAUUAGGUUUUCUGGCACCGCCAUCAUCUCGUGCUCAUUUCUACACUCGCGAAUUUGCAUAUCAGGUUAACCUCGGACCGCCGGUUGCAGUAGUUUAUUUCUAUGCUCAGCGAGAACCAUCCGGCAGAAGACGUUGA